Molecule: messenger RNA, 2184 nt
Organism: Phragmites australis (common reed)
Lineage: Eukaryota; Viridiplantae; Streptophyta; Magnoliopsida; Poales; Poaceae
Product: SUN domain-containing protein 4-like
Exons: 4
Coding region: 299-2068 (589 amino acids)
Biological process (GO): protein folding in endoplasmic reticulum
Cellular component (GO): membrane; cytoplasm
Source: RefSeq, a predicted model, not a curated record
GAACGGGAAGAAGAGGAGGAGGAGGCAGGAGCCGACAAGAUCUCGCGCUGAACGUCUUCCCCUCCUCCUCCCUCUCCCCCUGAUGGAGCUCCGGCCCUUUCAAAACCCCUCACCCGCUCGGCGCCACGCGACCCCGUCCCCGCGGCCCCGAUCCCCACCCCGUGCCGCCUCGCGCCGGGUCCCGCGGUUCUGAGCGUUCCUUCCUGCUCGGGUUCGCCCCGGCUGGAUUCCUUGGCCCCUGACGCGGGCGGGUGCGGUUUCUUGGCGUGGAUGUGAGGGUGGGAGAGGGAGGGAAGGAAUGCAGAGGUCGCGGAGAGCACUCCUGAGGAGGAGGGCAGCGGCGCAGGAGCAGGGCGCGGGGGUGGAGGCCGCCGCUAACGGGGGGAAGAGGCGGCUCUACGGCUUCUCCGCCUCGCUCGUCGUCGCGUCGUGGGUCGCCGUACUCCUCCUCCACUCGCUCGUCGGGCACGGCGACGGUCAACACGAUGGAGGAGUUUCUGCUAUGUCUCUUGCUGUUGUAGAUCCUACCUUGAGUGAAGGUUCUGUUAAUCCCUCUGUACAGGAGGAGCAUGAGAAUUUGGCAGUGCCAGGUGAUACUUCUGUUAAAUCUGGUGAAAAUGUCGCGGAAGUUCUAACAAAGUAUAGUCAGGUUGAGCUUUCAGGAGGUCAGGGUGGAAGUUCUCCUCAGACUGAUGUUGAUUCUGAAGUUCAUCUAGGGGAUAAAGUGGAGAGUGAAGAUAUCCCAAGACCAGUAAGAUUAUCACGAGCUGUCCCUCCUGGUCUUGUUGAAUUCAAGACAAGAGCAAUUGCUGAAAGGGGAACUGGUGUUUCUAGUCAAACUGGAAUUGUGAUCCACCGAAGGGAGCCCAGUGGAAAGUUGUAUAAUUACGCCUCAGCGUCAAAAGGAGCUAAGGUCCUGGACUUCAAUAAGGAGACUAAGGGUGCUUCCAACAUCUUAGAUAAAGACAAAGACAAGUAUCUUCGCAAUCCUUGCUCAGCAGAGGGGAAAUUUGUCAUCAUAGAGCUUUCUGAAGAAACCUUGGUAGAUACCAUUGCAAUUGCAAAUUUCGAGCACUAUUCUUCUAAUUUGAAAGAAUUUGAAAUCCUGAGCAGCUUGAUUUAUCCCACAGAAAACUGGGAAACACUUGGAAGAUUCACUGUUGCAAAUGCAAAACAUGCUCAGAAUUUCACCAUUCCUGAGCCAAAGUGGGCUAGAUAUUUGCAGCUCAACUUGCUAAGCCAUUAUGGUUCCGAGUUCUAUUGUACACUCAGUAUGCUUGAAGUGUAUGGUAUGGAUGCUGUCGAAAAGAUGCUGGAGAACUUGAUUCCAGUUGAGAGCAAAAAACCCGAACCUAAUGAUAAAAUUAAGGAGCCAGUUGAACAAACACCUUUGAAGGAGCCAACCAGAGGAAACGAAUCCUCUCAGGAACCCCUGGAUGAAGAUGAAUUUGAACUAGAAGAUGAUAAAACAAAUGGUGAUUCAUCAAAGAAUGGUGCUCGUGAUCAAACUUCAGAGACAAGGACACUUCAGGCUGGCAGGAUUCCUGGAGAUACAGUUCUUAAGGUGCUAAUGCAGAAAGUUCAAUCUCUUGAUGUGAGCUUCUCUGUGUUGGAGAGGUACCUAGAGGAGUUGAACAGUAGAUACGGGCAAAUCUUUAAGGAUUUUGAUGCUGAUAUUGAUAGCAAAGAUGUAUUGUUAGAGAAGAUCAAAUUGGAGUUGAAGCAUCUUGAGAUCAACAAAGAUAACCUUGCGAACAAAAUUGAAGAGAUCCUCUCAUGGAAGAUAGUUGCUUCCUCUCAAUUAAACCAGCUGGUCCUGGAUAAUGCUAUACUUAGAUCGGAAUUCGAAAUAUUUCAGCAAAAGCAGGCUGAUAUGGAGAACAGGAGUUUUGCUGUUAUGUUUCUCAGUUUUGUUUUCGCUUGUUUAGCGAUUGCUAAGUUGUCUAUAGGUGUCAUGUUCAAAAUCUGUAGAUUCUGUGACUUUGAGAAGUUCCAUAAUGUAAGGUCCGGAUGGCUUAUGUUGCUGCUGAGCAGUUGCAUUAUAGCCUCCAUUUUGGUAAUACAAUAAUACGUGCAUUCAACUCCACAUAGUUGCGGCUGUACAUUGUAAUUACAUGAGCGUUCUGAUUCAAAAUCAAUUGUAAACCUUUGAGAUCUUAACAAGUUUACAGUGCAUUUAUCUGA